Lepus europaeus (European hare) is the source of this 1806-nucleotide messenger RNA. It is a transcript of the gene MAPRE3, whose product is annotated as microtubule associated protein RP/EB family member 3. Bases 151 to 996 code for a protein of 281 amino acids. Gene Ontology annotation, molecular function: microtubule plus-end binding. Gene Ontology annotation, biological process: protein localization to microtubule plus-end; regulation of microtubule polymerization or depolymerization; spindle assembly. The record is from RefSeq and is a predicted model, not a curated record. The transcript has 7 exons. NCBI's taxonomy places the organism in Eukaryota, Metazoa, Chordata, Mammalia, Lagomorpha, Leporidae. Gene Ontology annotation, cellular component: spindle midzone; microtubule plus-end; cytoplasmic microtubule.
GCGUUGGAGCCGGAGACCGCGGCGGCCUCUGCUAGGACCCUCCGCGCCCCGAGCCGCCGGCCGGAGCCGCAGCCGCAGCCGCAGCGCCCCUGCCGCCUGUCCCCCCCCCCCCUGCCGCCUCCGCCGGAGCCGCCUCGCGCACUCUGGGGUAUGGCCGUCAAUGUGUACUCCACAUCCGUGACCAGUGAGAAUCUGAGUCGCCAUGACAUGCUUGCGUGGGUCAACGACUCCCUGCACCUCAACUACACCAAGAUCGAGCAGCUCUGUUCAGGGGCGGCCUACUGCCAGUUCAUGGACAUGCUCUUCCCGGGCUGUGUGCACCUGAGGAAGGUGAAGUUCCAGGCCAAGCUAGAACACGAGUACAUCCACAACUUCAAGGUGCUGCAGGCGGCCUUCAAGAAGAUGGGUGUCGACAAAAUCAUUCCUGUAGAGAAAUUAGUGAAAGGAAAAUUCCAAGAUAAUUUUGAGUUUAUUCAGUGGUUUAAGAAAUUCUUUGAUGCAAACUAUGAUGGAAAGGAUUACAACCCUCUGCUGGCGCGGCAGGGCCAGGACGUAGCGCCACCUCCUAACCCAGGUGAUCAGAUCUUCAACAAAUCCAAGAAACUCAUUGGCACAGCAGUUCCACAGAGGACAUCUCCCACAGGCCCCAAAAACAUGCAGACCUCCGGCCGGCUGAGCAACGUGGCCCCACCCUGCAUCCUCCGCAAGAACCCGCCAGCGGCCCGGAAUGGCGGCCACGAGACCGACGCGCAGAUUCUCGAGCUCAACCAACAGCUCUUGGACUUGAAGCUGACGGUGGAUGGGCUGGAGAAGGAGCGCGACUUCUACUUCAGCAAACUGCGUGACAUUGAGCUCAUCUGCCAGGAGCACGAGAGUGAGAACAGCCCGGUCAUCUCCGGCAUCAUCGGCAUUCUCUAUGCCACAGAGGAAGGAUUUGCACCCCCUGAGGACGACGAGAUCGAGGAACACCAACAGGAAGACCAGGACGAGUACUGAGGGCGGCUGCAGCCCUGGCUGACUGCACGGCUUCCCGUGCCUCCCCUCCCCGCCCCCGUCCCCACAUUAUAACCCUUUCCUUACAGCCAGCGGCCGGCCUGGUGCUUUGUGUCAGUGCCGCAGCAGUGGGGAGCCGGGCUAGCGAGGCGUGCGGGUGGGGGGCAGGUGAGCAGGCAGAGGCCCAGUGGGCGGGACCCCUGCCCACUGCCCACCCCUAUUUAUUUCCGUUGUCUCCAUACUGUGCUGGCCAACACUCCCCAGGGUGCUGCUGCCACCCGCCCAGCCAGCCCCCUGCUCCCCGACAGCCAGCAGCUGUAUAUUUGACAAAGUCAUUGGUAUAUUUUUACUUACUGGAUUUUCCUUGCACUUUACCUGUUCUUUUCCAGGGCUGAUAGCGUGGGCGCAGGGGCAGUGUGCCUGGCUUGGCUUCCCUUCCCCACGGUGGAGGCUGGGGCAGGACUCGCCGAUUAUUUAUUUUGUCUUUUGACUCCCCCCGCAGUUGCAGGGGAAUGCUGACGUCAGGAGAGGGAGGGGGGGCCGAAGGAGGCAGUGCUGGGGGCCUGGGGGCCAAGGAGAGGGAGGGGCGCAUGCGAGGGAUGGAAAUGACCCCCUGGCACCGGCUCCCCCGCCCCGCCCCCACCCCAGCCCCUGCCCCCAGCAUUGCCCCGAGGCCCCGCCGCCCCCUCCUGCAGCCUGGCUCACACCACACAGACUGUCUGGACCCUCCUGUGCGUCUGCCUCCCCAUCCCACCCCACCCCUCCCCGGGCACCAGCCAGCAUACGCGUUCACUUUUAUUUAAAUAAACUUGU